AUGCCUCCAACACGACCAUAUGGCCUGAUUGCCCUUGUGGCCCUGUUAGUGCUUGGCAUGGGCUACUGGGCAUACCCGCGGUUGCAGGACGAAAUGCCUCGUCUCAGCCCAGUCUCCAGCACGCUGUCGCCGCCGCCAUCAUCAGAUUCCUUCGAGCCGAAACGCAUCUUUAGCUGGCCGAACCGCCCGGCGGCGCCCCCGAAAAAGGUCGACCGGGCCUUGAUCCUGUUCACGUACGCCGAGUCCGAGGCGUCGCGCCAGAACCUGCUGUUCUUCGUCAAGCACGGCCUCCACGGCGCUGCCGAUUUCGUCUUCGUCUUCAACGGCGACACCGACGCGCCCACCCUCGUCCCGUCCCGGAGGAACAUCAAGAUUGUAAAGCGGAACAGUACCUGCUUCGACUUGGGGGCCUCGGGGCAAGUUCUCCGGGAGAGCGACCUGUGGAAAGGGUACGCCAAGUUCAUCUUGAUGAACGCAAGUCUGCGGGGCCCGUUUUUGCCCUAUUGGACCGACAGCUGCUGGUCUGAUUUGUUCUUAUCCAAAGUCACCGACAAAGUCAAGCUUGUGGGCAUCACAGCAAAUUGUUCACCUCGGUUCUAUCUCCCGUCGAUGAUUCUAGCCACGGACAAGGUUGGCAUGGGUCUGCUCCUGGAUCCCAAAGCCGCCCUAGCGGCGUCCACCCCGGAUAUAUACGGCGGGGCCGACGACCCGGUCGGACUCAGCGGAUGUUACGAUAGCUGGCAGAAGGCCGUCCACGCCGAGAUAGGCAUGACCUCCAUCAUACUGAACGGCGGAUACGGCGUUGAUGUGAUGAUGUCCGGAUUCCACAGGGGCGUCGACCACAAGACCUACUGCGACAAGACCCAGGGGAUCGGGGACGUGCUGAAUCCCGAUCGGUAUUUCGGAUUCAACGUCCAUCCGUACGAGAUCGUGUUCAUCAACCCGAAUCGAGGCAUCACCCCGGUUUUGGUCGACAACUUGGGUACAUGGAUGGCAGAGGACGGAUAUUCAAGCGAAGAUAGGUGCAAGUCGCAGAAGCACAAAUAG
Molecule: messenger RNA, 1047 nt
Organism: Colletotrichum destructivum
Lineage: Eukaryota; Fungi; Ascomycota; Sordariomycetes; Glomerellales; Glomerellaceae
Exons: 3
Coding region: 1-1047 (348 amino acids)
Source: RefSeq, a predicted model, not a curated record